AGGGUGGAGGCGGGCAUCUUUUUGGGUGAUGCAUCUUUCCGUUGUGGGACUUGGCAUAAGCGGGGACUGGAGAAGUUCAUGUGAACUGCUGUCUGAACUGUUUUUAAGGUGUUACAUGACGAACAAAGACGCUUAUAAACGUUCAGACCUUCAGGUGUGUUUGCCCAAGGGUCUCACAUGCUGCUCACGGAAGAUGGAAGAGCGGUACCAGGUUGCAGCCAAACAGAACAUGGAGUCAAGCCUUCAGGCCUCAAGCACUGAGCUCAAGUUUCUGAUCAUUCAAAAUGCAGCACUCUUCCAGGAGGCUUUUGAUAUGGUGAUUCGCCAUGCCCGCAACUACACAAACCUGAUGUUUCGGAGCAAUUUCCGUGAACUUGUGGGGGAAGCCUCCAACCCCGUUGGCGAGCUGUUUACAGAUAUGUCUCUCUACAUCCUGGGCUCAGACACGAACGUGGACGACAUGGUCAACUCCUUCUUCGACAAUCUUUUUCCUUUAGUGUACCACAGGCUUCUCAACCCGAUGAAAAAGGGCUCUCGAGGACCAGAGUUCUCAAUGGAGUGCCUGCGCACCUUAUGGAGAGAGGUGGGGGCAUUUGGGCCCUUUCCCAAGGUGAUUAUGACAAGGCUGUCCCACUCACUGCUUGCCACUCGAGUCUUUGUGCAGGCACUCAACCUGGGAAUCGAGAUUAUAAACACCACUGAUCAUCUGAAGUUUGGCAAGGAAUGUGGACGUGCUCUGCUGAAACUGUGGUACUGCCCUGGCUGUCAGGGCCUCCUUUUGGCCAAACCAUGUGUGGGUUACUGCCAACUUGUCAUGCAUGCUUGCUUGAAUCAUGUGACUGAGGUGCACCAGUACUGGCAGGAAUACAUCAAUGGGCUGGGAGCAGUGGCCAGUGGGAUGCAGGGCAUUUAUGAUGCAGAGAAUGUGCUGCUCAAAAUGUACACACUGAUCAGGGAUGCUGUACUCCAUGCUAACAGGAACCGACUCCGACUGUCUACUGUGGUCAGCAAUGUGUGUGGCAAUGCUCCUCAGAGGUUGGUCCGUUCUGCCCACAUACCAGUGACACGGCCAGUGGAGGAACCACGUAGAAUCAAGAAUGCCCCCAUUGACCCAAAAGAAACCCUGUCUGGGAGGAGAAGGGAGUUCAUUAUCAGCUUGCGAAGUUUUAGCAAUUUCUACAGCACCCUUCCUGAGACGUUAUGCAACCACGAGUCGGUCAUGCAAAAUAACUCCUACUGCUGGAAUGGUCAAGAGAUGACAGAAAGAUUUGUUUCACCGGGAGUAAAGAAACCACAGAUCCACAAUCCAGAGGGGAAGAACAAAAUUCCAGAGCCUGUUGUCAGCCAGAUAAUCGACAAACUGAAACACAUCAACAAGGUACUGGUGGGCAGCUUAGCUCAGUAUGCCUCAGUGGAAUAUCCAUGGCUGUCUUGUCAGUGUUUUAACAUUAUUACUUCAGCAGGUUAG
Molecule: messenger RNA, 1468 nt
Organism: Polypterus senegalus (gray bichir)
Lineage: Eukaryota; Metazoa; Chordata; Cladistia; Polypteriformes; Polypteridae
Gene: gpc3
Product: glypican 3
Exons: 6
Coding region: 29-1468 (479 amino acids)
Biological process (GO): regulation of protein localization to membrane; positive regulation of canonical Wnt signaling pathway; cell migration
Cellular component (GO): cell surface; extracellular region; plasma membrane
Source: RefSeq, a predicted model, not a curated record